UAAACCCGCGGCGGACAUGCUGGCUGCGCCGUGUGAUUCCUGACGACAUGCGGACGGUUCUGGAGGGUCCCCAGUGAUUCUGUGAUAGCCCAGCGGGACAGAGAGCCGCGGAGGAGUCAGCCUUCAGUACGAUGUUCCACAGCUGUUCCGCUGCAGCACCGAGGAACCGAGCCCACCGCGAGGAGAGUUAACCCCUGCAUGGCCUGCCAGUCUGUCUCUGCAGUCAUGGACGAGCAGGCACUGCUGGGGCUCAACCCCAACGCUGACGCCCCCUACAGGCAGAGGGCUUUGGCUUACUUUGAGCAGCUGAAGGAGUCUCAGGACGCCUGGGAGGUCUGCGCCGACGCGCUGGCUAAAGGCAUCUACAGCGACGUCCACGUCAAGUUCUUCUGCUUCCAAGUCCUGGAGCACCAGAUCAAGUUCAGACAUGCAGGUCUGAGCGCAGCUCAGCAGCAGCUCAUCAGAGAGACGCUGAUGAAGUGGCUGCAGACCCAGCUGAUGAAUGCUCAGCCGGAGAAGGCCUUCAUCAGGAACAAGGCGGCCCAGGUGUUCGCCCUCACCUUCGUCAUGGAGUACCUCACUCUGUGGCCCAAGUUCUUUUUUGAUAUCCUGAACCUGGUGGGUCUGAACCCACACGGUGUCGACAUCUACCUGCGGACGCUGAUGGCCAUCGACGCCGAGGUCGUGGACCGAGACAUCGUGCACACGCCUGAGGAAACCCGCAGGAAUACGUUGAUCAAAGACUCCAUGAGGGAGCAGUGCAUCCCCAGCCUAGUGGAAUCCUGGUUCCAGAUCCUGACGGCGUACCAGCAGACCCACCCGGAGCUCACCUGUCAGUGUCUGGAGGUGGUGGGCGCCUACGUGUCCUGGAUCGACCUCAACCUCAUCGCCAACGACCGGUUUGUGAACCUGCUGCUGAGUCAGAUGUCCAUGGAGGACCUGAGAGAAGAGGCCUGCGACUGCCUGUUUGAAAUCGUCAACAAGGGGAUGGACCCGGUGGAUAAAACCAAGCUGGUGGAAUCGCUGUGCCAGGUUCUGCAGUCGGCCGGGUUCUUCAACAUCGAGCAGGAGGAAGAUGUGGACUUCCUGGCCAAGUUCUCCCGGCUGGUGAACGGGAUGGGCCAGAGUUUGGUCCUGAGCUGGUCCAAGUUGGUGAAGUCCGGGAACGUGAAGGAGGCGACGGAGACGCUUCAUGCGGUGGAGGCCAAGGUGCCGCUGCUGCUGCAGUUGCUGGUGCAUGAAGACGACGACAUCUCGACCAACAUGGUGGGCUUCUGCUACGACUACCUGCACGUGCUCAAACAGCUUCCUCAGUUGACGGAGCAGCAGAAGGCAAACAUCGAGGCCGUCAUGCUGGCUGUGAUGAAGAAGCUGACCUACGAUGAUGAGUACAACUUUGAGAACGAGGGUGAAGAUGAGGCCAUGUUCGUAGAGUACAGGAAGCAGCUGAAGAUGCUGCUGGACCGCCUGGCUCAGGUUUCUCCGGAGCUGCUGCUGGAAGCCGUGCGCCGGGUCUUCACCAGCACCAUGCAGAGGUGGCAGACGGCGCCGUUCAUGGAGGUGGAGGUGGCCAUCCGGCUGCUCUACAUGCUGGGCGAGGCGCUGCCGGCGUCUCAUGGCGCUCACUUCUCCGGCGACUCGGCGAAGACGAGCGCGCUGCAGGACAUGAUGAGGACGCUGGUUUCCUGCGGCGUCAGCGGCUACCAGCACUCCUCCGUGUCUCUGGAGUUUUUUGAAACGGUUGUCAGAUAUGAUAAAUUCUUCAUUGUGGAACCGCAGCACAUUCCCAAUGUUCUGAUGGCGUUCCUGGACCAGAGAGGACUGAGACACAGUAGCCCCAAGGUCCGGAGCAGAGUGGCCUACCUGUUCUCCAGGUUCAUCAAGACUCUGCAUAAACACAUGACGGCGUUCAUCGAGGACAUUCUGACCCGGAUCCAGGACCUGCUGGAGCUCGCUCCUCCUGAGAACGGCUUCCUGGCGCUGCUGACCAGUGACGACCAGCUCUUCAUGUUCGAGGCAGCCGGGGUUCUCAUCGUGAGCGGCGAGAGUCCGGUGGAGCGGAAGCAGGUUCUGAUGAGGAGUCUGCUGGCGCCGCUGACGGACGCCUUCCGCCUGCUCCUCGCCAAGCUGCUGCAGGAGAGCGUGGAGGAGCACCAGGCCGCGCUGGCCGACUGCCUGAGCCACGCCGUGGGAUUCGCCAGCCGGACCAGCAAGGCGUUCAGUAACAAGCAGACGGUGAAGCAGUGCGGCUGCACCGAGGUCUACAGGGACUGCCUGCAUAGCUUCCUGCCGGCGCUGAGCUGCCCCGUCCAGCGGGGGGCGCUGCGCAGCGCCGUGCGCUCCUUUCUGCAUCGCAUGAUCAUCUGCCUGGAGGAGGAGGUGCUGCCCUUCAUCCCGGCCGCCUCGGAGCACAUGCUGAAGGACUGCGAGGCCAAAGACCUGCAGGAGUUCAUCCCGCUCAUCAGCCAGAUCACAGCCAAGUUCAAGCGCCAGGUGUCACCCUUCCUGCAGCAGAUCUUCAUGCCGCUGGUCCUGGCCAUCUUCGAGGUUCUGGGCCGACCCGCGGAGGAGAACGACCAGACGGCGGCGCUGGAGAAGCAGAUGCUGCGGCGGAGCUACUUCGCCUUCAUCCAGACGGUGGCCGGCAGCGGCAUGAACGAGGUGCUGGCCAAUCAGGGAGCAGAAAACAUUGAGCGGGUUCUGUUCACCAUCAUCCAGGGCGCCGUGGAGUUCCCGGACCCGAUCGCCCAGAAGACCUGCUUCAUCAUCCUGACCCGGCUGGUGGAGCUGUGGGGCGGGAAGGACGGGAUGGUGGGCUUCCCUGACUUUACCUACAAACACAUCGUCCCAGCCUGCUUCCUGGCGCCGCUCAAACCGACCUUUGACCUCUCUGACGCCCAGACGGUUCUGACGCUGUCGGAGUGCGCUCUCACGCUGAAGAUGAUCCAUCUGAAACGGGGGUCAGAGUUCAUCCAGUUCCUGCAGCAUGAGUACCUGCCGUCCCUACAGGUGACUCCGGAGAUCUCACAGGAGUUGUGCCAGGUCCUCCAGCAGCCCGAUGUCAAAGUCCUGAAGAACUACAUGAAGGCGUUCUUCCAGAGAGCCAAGCUGUGAUCCCGCCCGGACCGCCGCCUGGACUCUGCUGGAGGCUGGAGCUCAGAGCGCCGCUCUGACUGGACGACGAGCCGUCCCACAGAAACGGCUCCGAGGUUCUGGACUCGGAUCGGAACCUGGGCAGAGCAGAACCCACUCCUCACCUCUGGAACCCGAAGUGGGAACGUUCCCGUGAUCCGCUUGUUUUCGGUUUGCAGUGAAACAUUUCAGUCUUCUGUCCGUCAGAACCAACGCCACCGGCUGCUCAACCAGGUUCUGGUUCUGGACGGUUUCUGAUCCAACAUAGGAUCCGAGUGUAAAUAAAAAAGAUGUUAAAACUGUAAAUAAAGAUGCUAGCUUUAGUUUUUUUAAGAAUUUGUCACAUCUGGGAGCCUUGUACGGAAGCCCAUCAAUGCCAAGAUAAAGAUCCAGUUUAUGAGGUAAAGAAAAAAAACUGGUGGCUGAACGUGACCUGAUUUAUUCUGGAAAUGUUUACAUAAAAAUAUUUUCUGUUACUAAUUUAGAUUUCAGUUAAACGCUAAUAAUCGGUUGAACUGCCAGGAGUUUUCAUUUCUGAUCUGUUUAUUUAUCAUGUUUCUGUUUUGGUCUCAUUGUCAUUGCAGAAUGUGUGACUCAGUAAAUUUCCUGCAGAUCUUAUUUCAUCAUAAAAGCAGUUUUAAAAAUA
This is a messenger RNA of Xiphophorus hellerii (green swordtail), 3778 nucleotides long. RefSeq names its product exportin, tRNA (nuclear export receptor for tRNAs) (gene xpot). The coding region runs from base 199 to 3114 and encodes 971 amino acids. Gene Ontology annotation, molecular function: small GTPase binding; tRNA binding. Gene Ontology annotation, cellular component: nuclear matrix; nuclear pore; cytoplasm. NCBI's taxonomy places the organism in Eukaryota, Metazoa, Chordata, Actinopteri, Cyprinodontiformes, Poeciliidae. Gene Ontology annotation, biological process: tRNA re-export from nucleus; intracellular protein transport. The record is from RefSeq and is a predicted model, not a curated record. The transcript is spliced from 25 exons.